GGUGUGCCGGUGACAUUUACCAAAACAAAACAACAAUCGUCAAACAAAACAUGUGAACAUCAUACAAUUAUCGGCACCAACUAUUUACAACGCCGGGGGAAAAAUAGAAUUUCACAAAUCACCUGUUUCAAUCAGAAUAAUGAUUAUUGCAUUGCAGGCUUUGUUAUAUUUUCGGGAAACUUUGGUCACCGUGAUCGAAGGAUUUCUGAGGCCGUACUACCAAAAGUUAAGUUUGAAGUUCAAAGGUGAUGACGAUUCGGACGAUGAACAGUCUGACGAUCACGUGUUUGCAGAGUACGAUGAUGAAAAGGGAGUUGUGUUUUAUCCGCCGGUAUAUGCGCAACGGUAUGCAGCCGUCAGCGACUGUCUUAUGGACGAACGAUGGUCCGGGAACCUGGAGAAGGUCGUUGAUUUUGGAUACCAUGAUAUGAGUUUCAUAAAGUAUCUCAAAGAUGUGCCAGGCAUAAAACACAUUUUAGGGGUGGACAUAGAAACAAUACCGCUGCAAUGUUCCUCUGAUCUUCUAGGAUGUGAUAAUUACAUUGCAAGAAGAGAAAAUCCAUUGAAAGUUACUCUAUUUCAAGGCAAUGCUGCAGAUCCAGAUUAUAGAUUAAUUGGAUGUGAUGCAGUUGUAGCCAUAGAAAUGAUAGAGCAUAUGCUUCCACAUGAUUUGGAGCGACUCAUCCACACAGUGUUUGGUUUCAUCAAACCUUGGGUAGCCAUUUUUACGACACCUAACGGGGAUUUUAAUGUCCUGUUCAAAGCUUUGGAGAGAAAUGGCUUAAGAAGAUUGGACCACAUGUUUGAGUGGAGUCGUGAACACUUUCAUGAUUGGUGUAGCAAUAUAGUUACCAGAUACCCAGAAUAUACAGUCACAUGUAGAGGAAUUGGUCCUGGUCCACCUGAUACAAUGCAUUUAGGCUGCUGCAGUCAACUUGCACUUUUUACAGCUAAAAACUACAUUAAACAGCCUGAUUUGGACCUUAACAGCUUAGCUUUAGUUGCAAAAAGAUCGAGUCAAAAUGAUUUAAGUCAUAUACUUAGCAGUUGGGAAAGUUCAUAUUCAAUAGUGGAAAAUAAUAUGCUAUGUGCACCACAAAGUGUCGAAUCUUAUCCCGAACUGUACGACGAGUCUUCCUGCAUGACAAUUGUCAUAGCGUCUGCCCCGUUGUCCCUGGAGUCCAUGGAAUACCAGGACAAGAUAUUGCAGUGUAACUUAGAUUCGGAGAUUGGCAAGAGCUUUCUUAUGUUCGAUGAAGAAGUGUAUUUUAAAAUUGUGGUGCCGCGUCCGGAGAAGUACUUUAGAGUUUAUGAGUUUGAAGAUGUGACAAGCAGGUUAAAUUGUUCAACAUUUCAAGUGAAGAAGUUUUCUAAAACAACUCAAGGUUUAAUGGAAAAAAACAAAAUGGAAGCGUUUGCGCACACGCGCGAGGUGGUUAACGAAAUCCGGCAUUUAACAAAAAUGCUCAACUUUAACAAAGAGCACAUAGCUCCAGAUUUUGAGGGAACAUGGUGUAAUAUUAACUGGGGUGUGAAUGCUCCUUACUGGAACCAAUAUUACGGGGUUGUGAGAGAAUAUAGCUAUCCAUUUGAGGUUAAGACCGACGAAACUCGAAUUUUAGACCUAAUAACAAAAGAAGUGAGUAGACUCAUAGACACAGAUUACGAACACAUCGCAUCGGAAAUGCAUAAAAUAGAAAUACCCAUUGACCAGUUGAUGGGAGCGGUCAAACAUAUUACUACGGAUGUAGACAAAGUGAAAGAGCUUCUUGAAUGGAAUGGCUACGAUGUCGUAAAUGAUCUUGUGAUCCAUUCGCGUCUAAUAGUGGAAAACAAUUCGGACAUCUCGAAGGAUGACGACUGGCAAGAUGACACCAUAUCUGACUGGGACACAACGGAAGCACGAUCAACUUCAUUUUCAGACGGUAGUACGAUCAUUUCGGAUUACUAUGGAAUUAAUUAUGCCGCAGGCUUCCGUCUUCGUCGGGCUAUUGAUCAAAAAGUGCGCAAACUUCGGUCAAUACUUACCGUUGAUAAAGAUAUCACUAUCGAGCUCGACCGAGUUGUAUGUAGGCUGAUGAAGCUAGCCCUUUGCACGAGUAAAGGACGACAAAACCCACCGCCCAUGAGUUGGAUGCAGUGCAAGUUGUAUGACCUGCUUAGUCUCACUGAAAGGGCUAUUGAGAGACGGAGACUGCAAAGAUUCCCUUUUAAAGCUAUCGAAUACCAUAUAGAUAGUUCUGGUCUCGACGAAAUAAAGGUAGAUCCUUUAUGCGAACAAAUUGUGUCAAAGUAUCAAAACUUAGACUUAACGCCAGAUCUGGAUUUAAAUGGCGACUCACAAAUAUAUGAUUCUGAAUUUUAUGACUAUAAUAUUAGCAUUACCAGUAAUGAAUUUAAAGAGUGUGACAAUAAUUUGCAAGAAGAAAGAAAGAAGUUAAAAGAAGUAAAUGAAGGUUAUACAACAGAGUUAGAAAGAACAGGCUGCAUUGGCAAUUGUAACCUGGAGCUAGUCCCAUAUCAUAAUUGUAGAAGUAAAGCUGUCGUAAUUAGUUCUGGGGAAAGCAGCUGUAGCUCAUCUAACGGUUCUGGAAAAAAACAAAUUAAAUUAGAAGACAAUAAUGAAAUUUUAUUACAUAAGAAAUAUAAAAGAAUGGGUUCUGAAGCAGUUGGGGUGCAAAAACGAUUCCUCAAAAAACGAAGCAUGGGUUCCUUUAAAAGUAACAUAUAUAAAACUAGUAGAACGAAGAUGAUUAAAAAAGUUUCUAGCAGGAGACCGAGCUAUCUCAACCUUCUGAAAUAUGAUUCUAUUGAAUAUAGCAAAUACCAAUUAAAAGAACGUAAAAUGCCGAAGGAACAUCACAUGUUACAAUCUACUACAUCAAGACCGAUUCCUGCCAGCUUGAUCGAACUCUGUAAUUCGCAAUCAAAUAAAAACUUGGAAAAAAUCACUUCAACUAAUUCUAAUAGCAAUACAAGUAAACUAAAUAACGAUAUCGCAGCUACUGAAGAAUGUAUGUUUAUUGGAAUAGUAACAGAAGAAGGCGAGGAAACUAUACCUAUGCGACGACAUAUCGGAAUAUCUCCUGAAAUAGAUUUAAACAUUUUAGAAAAUGAAGUAUUAUUAGCAUCUGUCAUAAACUUAUCUCAAGAUAAUGAAAAUGACCAAUCUCAGCCAAUAUUUAUAUAUGAUUUAGAUGAACCUUGUACGUCAAAAGGAAUCCGUCACCUAAGUACAGACGUUCAGUGUGGUCCAGACAGACAGUUGAAUAUUGCUUCCCCCAUGUACUCGCAAACAAAUUCACAUACCAACAUGCCUAAGUUAUUUACAAGGGGAAUAAAAAUUAAAGAAUCCAUUGAUUAUGAUGAAAAAACAAAUAAGAAUACUUACAAUUAUGGUACAUGUACAGAAAUAUGUGAUAGUACUAUAACAAAAGGAAGAGAAACUACAAAAAUAAAAAUAAAAAUUAAAGAUUCAAUACAAGAUGCCACAGUGAAAAUGCCACAAGAACUUAAUAAUAAAAUGUCUGAGUUUUCUAAUUUUGAACCCCGAACGGAAGCUAAAAUUCUUAGACCCGCAUCUAGCAAUCUUAAAAUUGAAGAUUCAGGUUCGGAGUUGUGUGAAAGUUUAGAGAGCUCUGCUAAAUCACCGAGCAGAUCCAAAAACACUAGUGAUUCUCAAAUUCAAUCUAUAUGUAAUGAGAAAAAUGUUACAGUUAAACUUUCACAAGCAAGUAAUGAUAGAAAAAAUUUGGUAUGCGGGGGCAUUUAUGUACAUAGUUUUAAACAUAAACAAGUUUCUGAAGAUGUAGUAUAUCUGGGUGAGUGGCAAAGAAAACAACAUUUACAUGAAAAGAAACGCAGUUCUCUUUUGAAAAAAACUCUAUCACUGCCAAAGAAGAAAAUGUUAUAUUCAAAAGAACAUGCUGAUGUUAACGAAAUGAAAUUUUCGAAGAAACAUAAAUCGUUAACAGGCUCUAUUUUGACUAUCAAGAAACCACAGCCUUUAAAUAAACCAGCCCGAAAUAAUAAACUUUAUUCAACAAAUCCUUUGAAAUCAAGUGAAAAUAAUACAAUUGCUUCGAAAACUCUUGUAAGUUCGCAUAUAGCUAAGAAAAUAAAAACCAUAAACACUACAAAAAAAUGGAUGAGUGUGAGUACUAAAGAAACUCCUACAACAAAGCAAGAGGCAUAUCAAAAAAAUAAAAACAUAAAAAAUUAUUUACCUUGGUAUUUACAAAGGAAGAUUCAAUGUUCAAUUUUAAAAAAGAAUAAAAAUGAAAAUAAACGUGAUUAUAAAGUAAAUACUAAAGCUGGAAAUAUUGUUUCGAAAGAUAAAUUAAUUUCACCCUUGAAUGCGAAAGAUUUGACGAAAAUUCCUCAAAAAACAUUAAUGAGUAAUAUUAACUAUAUGAUAUUCCGAAAUGAAAUUCAAACGGAAGAUGAGUCUAACAUACAAAAACAACUUGCUACAGGAAUAAUUACAAAUGACAGUUUUGAUCGUAGUCAAAGCCCACAAUCGCAGCAUAGUUCCACUUGUUCUUCUCUCAAUAGUGUAGCUACUGUUCGCGCGGUACCUACACGAAAUAGAGUUACUUGUAACCGCAGGAAUUCUACAUCUUCAGAGAAAAAUAGUUCUGCUGUUUUAGAAGCUGAAAAUAACAAUAAGAAAUUUUCUCGUCGAGGCAAGAAUAAUAAGAAGCCAACUAUAUCGACUGUGCUGUGUGACAAUAAAGAAAAUAUUCCACAAUCAUCUAAAAAUGCAAUUUCACCUAACAGAGAUAACGAAACAGCUAAAACUGUAUUUUUAGGAAGAACAAAAAGUAUCUAUAUGGCCCAAGUGACUGCGGAGACGUCUUCCUUGCCAUUAACAUCUUGUGCUGUUUCAAAAACUGAAAUACAACCAUUAAUCAAAUCACUAAAUUUAGGAAAUAUUUGUAUUAGAGAUAAACAAGCAUACGAAAAACCCAGCUCAUCAAAAUUAGAUAAGAAUUCUUCUUCUUUUGUUCCUGAUAACAAAAUUUAUAAGUUUGAAGAGGUUAUAGAAUCACCCUUAAAAAACAGCUUUGUUAUUGAUAUAUCUGAAACCUCAAAUGAAGCUGACGAUGAGUUUUUGAUUAGUCAACAAUCUAUUCAGAGCACGGAAAGUGGUAUAUUAUCUGCUAUAAGAACUUUAAUUGAGAAUAAAUUAAAUAUUCCUGACUAUUCUUAUGAGCAUAAUGAUUCUGAUUCGGAAACUGUAAUUUUGAGUAGAGACGACAAUUACGUUAGUAUAAGUAAUAACGACUUUUUGUCUACUAUUGAUACAGUAAUGAAAAACCAAGUUACCAGUGAGUCAGAGGGCUGUGUAAAUUACUCGCACCUUAAUUGUCCUAGCACGAUGAAUGAGAAUGACACAGUACUUAAUACCGUAGAUUUAAAAUCACCAGGUACAGAAUCCGACGCCCUAUCGCUUGAAUCUUUUGCCUCUUUGUCAACAUCCAAGUUUUCUGAGUAUUAUUUAGCUGACAAUGAAUUAGAAAGCACAUUACCACAUGUUGAUGCUUUAAAUAAUAUUAGCUCUAUUCAAGAUAUUUUUGAACGUAAGGAGCUGAAUACCAUACCUAAUGUAGGUGGACUCUUAGCCAUACAUGCAUUCAGCGGUUUUUAUGUUAACGAACCAGUAACAGGUGAUCAGCCUGAUUUCGUGAAUUUCAUUGAUUCUGAAACAGGAAGUUUUGCGUAUGAAUCAGCAAGACAAGCUACAUCCGAAGAAAUAUUUGUGUCCGGUCGAUCUUCUGACACAUAUGAAUCAUGUUAUGUUGAUGAUGACGCCUAUGUCCCCAAUUGGUUAUUCAAUAUGAUCAGCCAACAGGCAUCGGCCGAAGAAUCUGAUGCGGAGGAGCUAAAUCUUCCGCUGCCAAUGGCCAUAGUAGAACCAGGUUUCGAUAUGAAUGGUAACGCUAUGGAGCCAGGAAUUGGCGUAACUGCUGGUGCUGGCGAUGGGAGGGGCAUGCACAGUGAUCAUUCGCAAGAUAGCUCUGGUCGUGGAACUUCGCUUAGCUCAAGCGAAACCUCUUCUGGACCAGAUAGCGUGGCAAUUUUAAUAGACCCAGCUGCUUUUACGGCACAAAUGGAACAUGUACGUGAGCCAAUGAUUGGUGCACCCAGUCGGCCGGAUGCAUCGAGAGUGUCAUACAAUGGAGAAACUAACGGACAGAACCCGUCCAAUCAUCAAACUACGACACCGAGAAUUUUAAAUCCCGUGCAAAUUGCAAGUGAUGUUGACGCUGAUGUCAGUUCUCUUGAAACUGAUGCUGUUGAUUCGGAUAAUUUUUGAGUAACCAAACACAGAUUCGCAGGGUUUUCUAUAAUAGUUAGUUUUGGCUUU
Messenger RNA from Pararge aegeria (speckled wood butterfly), 6370 nucleotides. RefSeq lists its product as uncharacterized. Gene Ontology annotation, molecular function: RNA methyltransferase activity; O-methyltransferase activity. The record is from RefSeq and is a predicted model, not a curated record. NCBI's taxonomy places the organism in Eukaryota, Metazoa, Arthropoda, Insecta, Lepidoptera, Nymphalidae. The transcript is spliced from 24 exons. Gene Ontology annotation, biological process: siRNA processing; piRNA processing; RNA methylation. The coding region runs from base 140 to 6319 and encodes 2059 amino acids. Gene Ontology annotation, cellular component: cytoplasm; nucleus.